Messenger RNA from Medicago truncatula (barrel medic), 2081 nucleotides. RefSeq lists its product as uncharacterized. NCBI's taxonomy places the organism in Eukaryota, Viridiplantae, Streptophyta, Magnoliopsida, Fabales, Fabaceae. Bases 158 to 1579 code for a protein of 473 amino acids. The record is from RefSeq and is a predicted model, not a curated record. The transcript has 3 exons.
AGCUUUCUUAAGCCGCAGUUUGUGGUGUGACCCUUUAUACAUGAUUAUUUUUUGACAAAACUUUAUACAUGAUUAUAUGAUAUAUACUUAUAUAUAUUUAUAAUUCAAGCAUGUAUAUGUAACAUUGCAUAAACUUCAUUGACCUCCCUUGUUAAUCAUGAAAUCAGCAAUCAAAACCAAAUCUUUAACCAAAUUAAUUCCAUUCUCAUCUUCAUUUUGUGCAAUUUCUCUCUUUAUAUUUAUUUCCAUACUAUUCUUUACCACAUCAAAGAUAGUAACAAUUAACAUUGGUUCUUCUUUACUACAGCCUACUGAAUCUGAUCCAACCAAUGUUAAUCAUCUUGUAUUUGGAAUUGCUUCAAGUGGAAAAUCAUGGCCUAAUAGGAAAAAAUAUGCCAAACUUUGGUGGAACAAAAAUAUGAAAGGUUGUGUUUUUGUGGAUAAUCUUCCACCUGAAGAAAAUGACAACAACCUUAAUAGUGAUGAUUCUGUUCCUCAAAUUUGUGUCUCUGAAGACACUUCAAAGUUUAACUACACAUAUAGACCAGGUGGUUUAAGAUCAGCGAUCCGCGUGGCGCGUGUUGUGAAAGAAACUGCUGAAUUGAAUCAUUCUGAUGUUAGGUGGUAUGUGUUUGGUGAUGAUGACACAAUUUUCUUUCCUGAGAAUCUUGUUAAGACACUUUCUAAAUAUGAUCAUAGACUUUGGUACUAUGUUGGAGCUUAUUCGGAAAAUUAUGAAGGGUCUCAAACUUUUGGUUUUGGAAUGGCUUUUGGUGGAGGUGGUUUUGCUUUAAGUGCUUCUUUAGCAAAUGUUUUAGCUAAGGUUUUUGAUUCAUGUAUUGAAAGAUAUUCUCAUCUUUAUGGAAGUGAUGCUAGGGUGUUCUCUUGCAUAGCAGAACUUGGUGUUGGAUUAACAUAUGAACCCGGUUUUCACCAGGUUGAUUUGAGGGGAAACGUCUUUGGUUUAUUGGCUGCACAUCCAUUAAGUCCCUUGUUAUCCUUACAUCACCCGGAUAUUACUGAUGCAAUCUUCCCUAAUAUGACAAAUUCAAAAUCACUACAGCAUUUAUUUGAAGCUGCAUAUGUUGAUUCACAAAGAAUGCUACAACAAACUGUUUGCUACGAUAGACGGUUUUCACGGACAAUUUCAGUGUCAUGGGGAUAUGCUGUUCAAGUAUUCCAAAGCAAUGUGCUUUUACCAGAUGUUCUUAGAGUGCAAGAAACAUUCAAACCAUGGAAGGAAAAACAUGUUAUGGCAGGAAUAUAUACUUUUAGCAAAAGAGAACUUCACCAUGACCCUUGUAAAAGACCUAAAAUUUUCUAUCUAGACAAUGUAUCUUCUGGUAAAGAUGGAAUCAUUAGCAACUACACGAAAUCUUUUUAUAAUUGUUCAAACGACAAGACAUCGUCGAAGAAUCUGGAGGUGAUCAAAGUGGUUACAAAUAACUUAGACCUUGAUAGCAAACAGUUGCAGACUCCAAGAAGGCAGUGUUGUGAUGUGUUGGACUCUAACUCUGGUCAAUUAAUGGAAAUUGCAAUUAGAGAGUGCAAAUAUGAAGAAUUGAUUUAUAUGCAUUGACAGAACAAAUGUAUAUAUUAAAAUCUCUUGCAAUAUGGUUAAGCAGAUUCUUGAAGAGCAUUGCUAGAAGACAUUCCAAGUUCUAUAUUUGGCAGAAUUCAGCAGAGGGACUUAUUAAAGCUAUAAGAAUGAUUAUUAAUUUUUUUCUAACUACACCUCAUAUCAUAGGUUCAACAUAACAGCUACAGCUAGUUUGAUCUCUGGGAUUCUAUACUGAUAGUCUUAUAUAUACACACACAUAUUUAGAGCUCUUGAUACAGUAAAAGCAUAGCACAUGAAAGCAAGUUAUGCAAAUAAUUUUUUUGAAUUUACUGUACGAAAACUGGCCAACUGCACAAUAUUUUGUAAUUUUAAAGCCUCAAUAUUUUGUUAUGUUAUUUUUUUUGAUUGAGUGUCUGUCUGCUUGGAGUGGCGUUUGAUGAAGCAAAAGCACAUCUACAUAUGUUUCGAUGUAAAUCUGCCGUGAUUUUAAGAAGUUGAGAAUUGAAACUUCUACGUUAAA